AUGGACUGCAAUACCCAGGCCUCCCUGUCCAUCACCAACUCCCGGAGUUUACUCAGACUCAUGUCCAUUGAGUCAGUGAUGCCAUCCAACCAUCUCAUCCUCUGUCAUCCCCUUCUCCUCCCAUCUUCAAUCUUUCCCAGCAUCAAGGUCUUUUCCAGUGAGUCAGUUCUUCAUAUCAGGUGGCCAAAGUACUGGAGUUUCAGUUUUAGCAUCAGUCCUUCCAAUGAACAUUCAGGACUGAUUUCCUUUAGGAUGGACUGGUUGGAUCUCCUUGCUGUCCAAGGGACUCUCAAGGGUCUUCUUCAACACCACACUUCAAAAGCAUCAAUUCUUCAGCGCUCAGCUUUCUUUAUAGUGCAACUCUCACAUCCACACAUGACUACUGGAAAAAAAAAUAGCUUUGACUAG
Messenger RNA from Rangifer tarandus platyrhynchus (Svalbard reindeer), 408 nucleotides. The record is from the annotation of a GenBank genome assembly. Lineage: Eukaryota; Metazoa; Chordata; Mammalia; Artiodactyla; Cervidae.